Aureobasidium vineae is the source of this 1026-nucleotide messenger RNA. NCBI's taxonomy places the organism in Eukaryota, Fungi, Ascomycota, Dothideomycetes, Dothideales, Saccotheciaceae. The record is from the annotation of a GenBank genome assembly.
AUGGCUUCAGCACACGACCUCAGUGCAUGGGACAAGGAUGGCAGAGUGUUCCUGUUCACAUCCUUGACGGCCGGCUCGUCACACAUCGUCACGGCAACAUCUCGUAUCGAGACAAUCCUUAAUGCCAACAGAAUCCCCUUUAUGGCCAUUGACACGGCCACGAACGAACUGGCCAAACGUCUUUGGGGCCGCCGAUCUGGGGGCAAGAAGCUGCCUGCUCUGGUCAAAGAAGGCUACGUGAUAGCUGUACGUCUUGGCCCUGAGAAUAGCCAUACCCUACUAACGCUACUGCAUCUANNGGACCUCGACGAAGUCGAAGAAUGGAACGAGUUUGGCGAGAUCAAAGAAAACAUUGGUGACAUAGCACCUGCCAGUUCCGCCCCUGCGCCAGGCGGUGAAGCAGUAACCACUCGAGCCACCAUGCAUCCUACCACCCAACCGCCUGCCCAACUACCAGUCAAGCCUACCGCGACUGCCGCAACCAAAUCAGCCGACGACAAGAACGAGCCCCUGCAGUCGCCUAUGGCCAAUCUGUCGAUGAAGGAAGCUGCUACCCAGGCCGCCAGUAUAGGUGCUGCACGCAANGGUCCUACNCCCGGUAUCAACGAUACCAAGGUUGCUCCACUCAAGUCGAGCCUGGCCGAAGCAGAUGCCGCUACUAAGCCCGAGACGAUGAAUUCGUCAUCUGAUACCAAAGUUGAGAGCAUUCACACGGCUGAAGACACGGCCGCCCAGGCCUCGAAUGCGCCAGCACCUUCGAACACAGUAGAGCCAUCGGCUGCACCAUCAUCUGCACCUCUAGCAGCCGUCGAGUCAAACGACACCUCCGCCGCAGCGACUCCUGCCGGCUCUAUCCAGCAAAAGCACAGAGGAAGCAGUGUCAGCAUCGCGGAUCCGGAGGAGAUCAAAGAGCUCGAGAAAUCCAUUGCUAUACCUGAAGCCGAGAACGAGGAUGAAGAGCAGCCAAAGACACAAGAUCAAGAGGCUGCUGUUGCCGAAAAGGCAUCAGUAAGUGUUCAAGAUUAA